AAUGAGAAGUGGCGUCCUCUCUUCAAAUUCAACCGGCACUUCCUUCAUCUCUUCUUCUUCUUCCCAAUCUUCGUCUCUUCGGAUAUACUUACACCUAUAUAUAUAUAUAUAUAUAUAUCUCCCUCAUACAUACCUGAUACCUACACAGCUAAAUCCAUAUCCAUAAAUCAUAAUCGAAUUAAGCGAUCAAAUUGGUUCUCUGUUUUUUUUUUGGGAAAUUUGUAAAUUGGUGAGAUCGGAAAUUGUGAUUGGAUGGUGAGAAAGGAAGAGGAGGAGAGGAAGAAGAAGGUGGAGGAGGCGAGGAAGGGAAUGCGUCUGGGGAAAUACGAGCUUGGGAGGACGCUCGGCGAGGGUAAUUUCGGUAAAGUUAAAUUCGCUAAGGAUACCGUCUCCGGUCAAUCGUUCGCCGUUAAGAUCAUCGACAAGUCUCGUAUCGCCGAUCUCAACUUCUCCUUGCAGAUAAAGAGAGAGAUCCGGACGCUGAAAAUGCUGAAACAUCCCAACAUUGUCAGAUUACACGAGGUCUUGGCUAGCAAAACGAAAAUUUUUAUGGUCAUGGAAUGUGUCACCGGAGGAGAAUUGUUCGACAGAAUUGUUUCCAAAGGAAAGCUUUCAGAAGCCGAGGGAAGAAAAAUGUUUCAGCAGCUGACCGAUGGAAUCAGCUACUGUCACAGCAAAGGUGUUUUCCACAGGGAUCUCAAGCUAGAGAAUGUUCUUCUUGAUGCAAAUGGACACAUUAAGAUCACUGAUUUUGGCCUCAGUGCUCUGCCUCAGCAUUUCAGGGAUGAUGGGUUGCUACAUACAACCUGUGGAAGUCCUAAUUACGUUGCACCUGAGGUUUUAGCAAACAGAGGCUACGAUGGUGCAGCAUCAGAUAUAUGGUCGUGUGGUGUAAUCUUGUAUGUGAUUCUUACUGGAUGUCUUCCUUUUGACGAUAGAAACCUUGCAGUUCUUUACCAGAAGAUAUGCAAAGGAGAUCCACCAAUACCAAGAUGGUUAUCACCAGGUGCAAGAACCAUUAUCAAGAGAAUGCUUGAUCCAAAUCCAGUCACGAGGAUCACAGUCGCAGGUAUUAAAGCCAGCGAAUGGUUCAAGCACGACUACACGCCGUCAAUUCCCGAUGAUGAUGACGAAGAAGAAGUUGACACAGACGAUGAUGCUUUCUCAAUCCAAGAACUCGGAUCUGAAGAAGGGAAGGGCAGUGAUUCACCGACCAUCAUCAAUGCGUUUCAGUUAAUCGGAAUGUCUUCCUUUCUUGACCUGUCCGGUUUCUUUGAACAAGAGGAUAUAUCAGAGAGGAGAAUAAGAUUUACUUCAAAUAGCUCUGCAAAAGAUUUAAUGGAGAAAAUCGAAACAGCAGUUACAGAAAUGGGAUUCAGUGUACAAAAGAAACAUGCGAAGUUAAAAGUAAAGCAAGAAGAAAAAAACCAGAAAGGUCAAGUUGGUUUAUCAGUAACAGCUGAGGUUUUCGAGAUAAAGCCGUCACUGAACGUGGUUGAGCUAAGAAAAUCUUAUGGAGAUUCAUGUUUGUAUAGACAGUUGUACGAAAGACUAUUAAAAGACGUGGGCACUUCCUCGCCGGAGCAAGGGAUAGUAUCAUAGGUGUUGGUGUUUUCGGCUAAUGCGAAAUUUAAAGAGCUUAGUUUACGAUAUGCUACACCAUCAAUGUUCAUAAUUUUUUAUUUAUAUAAAAUAUAAAGAGCUUAGUUUAUAUACUUUGUGAAAAUAUGUGCAUUAGUUAGAAAAAGGCGAAGAAAAAGAAAAUCACCUCACAAGAAUUGGAGCUUUAUUAGACGUGCCUAGUCGGCCGUGUAGCCAAAUCUCAAGAAAAUCUCUUCAUUUUUUAGUUUGUAAAAAUGAAAUAUAUGUAUAUAGUUUGUGUAUCUUAUAGAAUGAUUUGAGAAUACAUAUAAAAUCUGUAAAGUUAAACCUU
Molecule: messenger RNA, 1933 nt
Organism: Eutrema salsugineum
Lineage: Eukaryota; Viridiplantae; Streptophyta; Magnoliopsida; Brassicales; Brassicaceae
Product: CBL-interacting serine/threonine-protein kinase 1
Exons: 12
Coding region: 253-1602 (449 amino acids)
Biological process (GO): protein phosphorylation; signal transduction
Molecular function (GO): protein kinase activity; ATP binding
Source: RefSeq, a predicted model, not a curated record